AUGCGCGGCCGCACCUGGCUGGGCGCUGCGCUCGUCCUUGGGGCGCAGCUCCGAGCGCUGUGGCUGGCGGCAGCAGUGGAAGUUCACACCGCCAAGGAGGUGGUGGCCGUGAACGGGACCAACCAGCGGCUGAAAUGCACCUUUUCCAGCAGCAGCCCCGUGAGCCAGCAGCUGUCCGUGAGCUGGAACUUCCAACCCGAGGACCUGAGCUCUCAUGAGCUGGUAUUUUACUACCAGAAGGAGCCCUACAAGCCCCCCUCUGGGAGGUUUAAGGACCGAGUCACCUGGGAUGGGAACACUGAGCGUAACGAUGUUUCCAUCAUCAUCUGGAACCUGCAGCCCAGUGACAACGGGACCUUCACCUGCCAGGUGACAAACUGGCCAGAUGUGUAUGGCACCAUCGGGGAGGUGCGGCUCCGGGUCGUGCAGAAAGUGAAUUUCUCAGAAAUCCAUUUCCUGGCCGUGGCCAUCGGAUCUGCCUCUGUCCUGAUGAUCAUCGUGGUGGCAGCUGCGAUUAUCUGUCGACAGCGUCGCAGGAAGGCGCGAGACAAGAGGCUGGAGGUGGCAGACACUGAGCGCAAAGAAAAGGAGAGCCUGAAGAUGGGGGAAGAAAAGGAGCCCAUUCCAUUGGAAGAUUAA
This is a messenger RNA of Cinclus cinclus, 639 nucleotides long. RefSeq names its product myelin protein zero-like protein 2. Gene Ontology annotation, cellular component: membrane. The transcript has 5 exons. Bases 1 to 639 code for a protein of 212 amino acids. Lineage: Eukaryota; Metazoa; Chordata; Aves; Passeriformes; Cinclidae. The record is from RefSeq and is a predicted model, not a curated record. Gene Ontology annotation, biological process: cell-cell adhesion.